AUGACGCUCGUCGAGAUGGCUACAAGCCACCCCGAUUUUCAAAUUCCACCUUUGAGCCUUCCCCGGGAGGUUAUCAUGAUGUUCACAGUUUGCUCAGCACAGGGGCUAGUGCAGGCCUCAUUAGCCCAGAGUUUUAUCCCAAAUUUAUUGAUAGGAGAGACAUUCAAGGCACAAUCUUCCGACACCGCAUGGUAUCCCGCCGCCUACGGAUUGACUUCGGGCACAUUCAUGCUUGCGUUUGGCCGCGUGGGCGACAUGAUAGGUCACAAAAAACUUUUUGUGGGAGCAUGGGCGUGGUCUUCUCUGUGGGCUCUUUUGGCAGGCAUCUCUGUGUACAGCGACUCUCAGGUCUUUUUUGAUAUCUGCCGAGCGUUUCAAGGCAUGGGCGCAGCUGCCCUAGUCCCCAGUGCUUUGGCGAUUCUCGGAAGUAUCUACAAGCCAGGGCCUCGGAAAAACCUGGCAUUUUCGCUUUAUGCCUCCGGAGCGCCUAUUGGUUUCACUCUCGGUGCUGUAUUCGCGGGGUUGCUUGCUCAGUUGGCAAGCUGGCCAUGGGCUUUUUACAUCAACGCCAUUGUCUGCUUGAUCUACGCCGGGUUGGCCUUGGUAUUUGUCCCUAAUUUAGGGAAGAGACCAAAUUCGAAGAAAGAGUCCUUUGACUACUUAGGAACUUUUACAAUAGUUUCUGGGCUCAUCCUUCUUAAUUUUGCCUGGAAUCGGGCUCCAGAAUCUGGCUGGAAAAGCGCGCAGUGCAUAUCAACUCUAGUCAUUGGACUACUACUGAUUAUUGCAUUCUUUCCAAUCGAAAAGAGAACGGCGCAUCCUAUUGUCCCGGUUGCAGAAAUCGACGAAAACGCCGCAUGGAUCCUCCUAAUAGAAGGUCUCGCAUGGUCCUCAUUUGGAAUACUUUGUUACUAUUCCAUCAACUUCGCCAUUCGUAUUCGCGGGAAAAGUAUGCUGACUGCUGCUGCAUACCUGGCACCAGUGCCACCUGCUGGUCUCGCCGCCAGUAUCAUGACAUCGAUUCUUCUUUCGAAAGGGUUGAUGAGCCCGCCGGGGAUUCUUGCAUUCUCACUGGUCUGGUUUUGUAUUGGCAACAUUGUCCUUGCAACAAUGCCUGUCGACCAAACAUAUUGGCGUGAUAUCUUCUGGGCCUAUCUUCUUAGCCCAUUUGGCAUGGAUAUGAGCUUCCCUGCUGGCACUCUGAUCCUCAGCGAUCUCCUGCCGGCUGAAAGACAAGGGAUCGCGGCAAGUUUGAUUGCGACUAUUGUUUACUACUCGCAGAGCUUGGGGCUUGGUAUAGCAGGUGUCGUAGAGACAAAUGUUGCCAAGGGUUCUGUAGUUAGGGGCUAUCGCGGUGCCUUGUACCUAGCGAUUGGACUAAGUGGUCUUGGGUUUUUUGUUGCGGUGGCCUUUGUUGUCUUGUCUAGGGUGAGGUCUAGCAGAGAGAAGACUAGAAGUGGAGAGAUCCAAAAUGCUGUUGCGGAUGCCGAAAAUUGA
Talaromyces rugulosus is the source of this 1497-nucleotide messenger RNA. RefSeq lists its product as uncharacterized. Gene Ontology annotation, biological process: transmembrane transport. The record is from RefSeq and is a predicted model, not a curated record. Gene Ontology annotation, molecular function: transmembrane transporter activity. NCBI's taxonomy places the organism in Eukaryota, Fungi, Ascomycota, Eurotiomycetes, Eurotiales, Trichocomaceae. The transcript is spliced from 2 exons. The coding region runs from base 1 to 1497 and encodes 498 amino acids. Gene Ontology annotation, cellular component: membrane.